CGCCCUCCCGCCGCACGUGGGACUGCGAGAUGCCGUGCAGGGGCCAAGGAGGCGAGGCGAGGCGGGGGCGGGAUUAUUGUCUUUCUCAUAAAGGAAUGGGAGGGGCUCUGCGUACACGUAGAAUUCACAGGAAGUCUGAGGAGGGGGUGUGCUGCUUCAAUGAUGUUAUAGACUCUCCCACCCAAGGCUUUCCAUGUGCUCUUGCUUCUGCUGUCCUCAACAAGACUGUGGACUUGUUUGAGAUGAUUGAAAAAAUGCAGGGGAGUCGUCUAGAUGAACAAAGAUGUUCCCUUCCAGCUCCUCUCAAGACAGAAGAGGAGUAUAUUCCUUACCCCAGCAUCCAUGAGGUAUUACAGAAAGGAUGGCCAUAUCCUCUCAUCAUCUUACCCCAGUUUGGGGGCUACUGGAUUGAAGGGACCAGCCACAACUUCUCCAGCUUGAGUCCAACUCUGUCUGAUGCCCCAUUUUCCUGGAGUGGAAAAGUGAAACUGGAGAGUGACCCUACAGCCAAGCUGUACCGCAAACAUUUUCUGGGGAAGGAACACCAGAACUUUUACUCCAGUGACAUGUCCUUGGGCUACCUGGUACUUUCUGUGAAGUAUGAACAGGUUGACAAACAGGAAAAUCUACGCCUUUUGCUGAGGACUCGAACUGGCACCAAACAUGAUCUGAUCCCCAUUUCAUGUCUGAACGAGUUUCCCAGUGCUGUCCAGAUGGCAAAGCUGCUUUGUGAGGAUGUGAAUGUUGAACGCUUCUUUCCAGUCCUCUACCCCAAGGCUUCACAGCUUAUUGUUGCAUUUGAUGAGCACGUUAUAAGCAAUAACUUCAAAUUUGGGGUCAUCUACCAGAAAUCUGGGCAGACAACCGAAGAAGAAGUCUUCAGCAACACAGAAGAGAGUCUGGGUUUCCUGGAGUUCCUGGAUUUCCUUGGAGACAAGAUUCAGCUGCAGGAUUUCUGUGGGUUCCGGGGAGGCUUGGAUGUCACUAGAGGUCAAACGGGCACUGAGUCAGUGUAUACAAAUUACCGAGGCAAGGAGAUCAUGUUUCAUGUGUCUACAAAGCUGCCUUUCACAGAGGGAGAUUCCCAGCAGCUUCAGCGGAAGCGUCACAUUGGGAAUGACAUUGUAGCCAUCAUCUUCCAGGAUGAAAGCACACCUUUUGUCCCCGAUAUGAUUGCUUCUAAUUUCCUACAUGCUUAUGUGGUAGUUCAGCUCACUCAUGACACGACUGGGGACACUUUCUACAAGGUUUCAGUCACAGCCCGAGAUGAUGUCCCCUUCUUUGGACCCCCUCUGCCAAAUCCAGCCAUAUUUAGAAAGAGUGCAGAGUUUCGUGAAUUCCUUUUGGCCAAGCUCAUCAAUGCUGAGUACAGCUGCUAUCGAGCUGAUAAAUUUGCUAAAUUAGAGGAAAGAACUCGGAGUGCCCUCUUGGAGAGCCUUUUUGAGGAGCUGCAGCUUCGCAGCCGCAGUAUGAUGGGGUUGCCCAUAGGGGAGGAUGACAAGAUAGAGAAUGGCAGUGGGAGCUUCCUUGAGAAUUUCAAGCGGGUGAUUAGAGGCCGCAGCCAGAGCCUGGAUACCAUGGGGAUAUCCAUGAGAAAGCAGCAGCCAGCCACCCUGCCCAGCCGCCCAGCUACACCUGGCCUUGCUCUCAGCCAGAGUGUCACCGAGGGCCCUAAGGCCAUUGCUGCGUCUUUUGCCUUGCCUGGUAGGAGCCCCUCACGUACUCGAGCUAGCCGGUUCCAUGGGCGACGGAGUAGUGCCAUUGGCAUUGAGAACAUACAGGAGGAAAAGAGAGACACUGCAGAGAGGAUACAGAAGGUGCUGGACAGUCCAGGAACUUUCUUUGACCUGAAGUCUGAUGGAUCCUCCAGUCCCAGCUCUCCAGAAUUCCCCAGGAGGAUAAGCAAAAUGCUCAGGAGUCAGACUUCAGGAUACUGUGUGAUGCAGCCAUUCUCAUGUUCUUCAUCCAGUGUAAGCAGUUGUUGUAGUAGUUUGAGGGAAAAUGAAACAUCUGAGGAAGAGGAGAAUGACAGGGAGCUGAUGUGCUCUCUUAAGGGCCUUCCAAAACAGGAUUCAGUGGUUCAGACUAUGUGGCUGGAUGACAGUGACUGCACACCCAGUACUUCCAGCUCACCAGGAAGCAGGUUGCUUCCUUCCAGCAGUGUUGCUGGCUCCACUAGAAAAGGAGAAGGCAGCAAAGCAGAUGCUCAGCACCAGAGGCCUCCAUGUUGUGCUGUGUGUGAGGUCACCGCUGGAGGACUGUCUCGGUGCACACUGGUGAGGAGCACAGGUAUCAGACAUGGAGAAGUGCUGUAGACCUGUGGUUCAGGGUGAAGACAGGCCGCUGGGCCAUCCUUGGUCUCACUGGAAGAGUACAGCAAGUAUUGUAAGCCUUCACAGUAAAUACAGUAAAUCCUAUACCUUCUUCCUCAAAUGAUCUUCCAUAGCCAGUUGGCUCUGGACUGUUUAAUCUACCUUUCUUGGUUGCCUGCUCUCUCUCAGGGACAGCAUUUCUCAUUGAAACACCUCUCUCUGCCCUAAGUCUAUGUUCAGUUUUAUUCUCUCCUUUAUUGUUGGGUUUCCUUUGCUCAGAUGCCAUCUACCUUUCUCUGCAGCUAUCCUCUGCUUCCUAUGGUUUCAUUAUUUUACUGAACCACUUUCUUUUUCUCAUUUUGUGACUUUGAACCUAUCUCUAUGCUUGCUUGUUUGCUUUCUGCCUAGUAUUGGUGGAACAUACAUCUCCAUUCCAAUUUCACAGCUUUUCAAGACAUGGGAAGUAGGACUGGAUGUCCUACUGAGGUCUGUGAUAGAGCAAAGGGGAACAGAACUCCAGGUUUGUUCCCUAGAGUUCAUAGUCCAGUUUUGCCUGUGUCACUGAGAGUCUCUCUUUUGGCUUGAAGUCCCUUUCCUUGCCCAGUAUUUUCUCUGGCUUGACAGCUAAACAGCAUGCUACUUUGCAAGUGAUAUGAGACUCUCAGGAGCUAGUUUGGCAUAUAGCUAAGUAGAAGAGGUGUCAUCUUUAAGGAAGAAAACUAUUCCAGCUAUUCCUAAAUAAUUGGCAGUUCUUAUUAAGGCUUAACAUCUGCCCCAAUGCCUAGUAAAAAGACACAACAGUUUAGAUCCUCAAUGUUUUUUCAAGUAAUGCUCAGCUUUUAGCUGCCCUGGUGGCAUUCAGAGCAGCCAGAUAAACAGUUCAACUCAGUGUGGUGGCAGCUGUUGGUGUCACAGCAGAGUGACAUUUACAGACAGCAGAUCUGAAAGUGAAGCGAUGUAAAGAAGCUGGUACUCAGUGAUGAGACUACUGCCAAAGAUAAGUACUGAGAAUGUCAGUAAAGCUGCCAGCCACUGUUUACUGGGAUAAUCAUCAGAGUGUCUGCCAAGAGCUUGUGCUCACAAUCAGGUCUCUGUAACGCAGGAGUAAGGUUGCCUAACCAGGAGGCAGAACUUCCUCAAAGCUCUGCUCCCAAGCAGGCAACUUUUGCACAAAGCAAGUAUAGAGUCAGAAUUGCGACAAUAUGCAUACUCACUGAUAUAAAUGCAAAGGCUGUAACCACUUACUAGUCACAGGCAAUAAGUAAUGUAAGGAAAAGCCUGAAUUUAGAUUUUGCUAAUCUUCGUAGUGUUUAAGUACUAUUUUAGUACCCAAGGCUUUGAGCAUUUAAUUUCCACUGACUUCAAGUAGGUCUAAGGGCCUUUAAGGUAAUUUUGGGAAAUACGUAUCUCAUUCAGUCCAUCUGCCAAAUCAACAAUGUUCUGUCACAAAGGCUGUAUUUUUUCAGCCAAGCUUGUUCAAAGGACAAAGUUUCUUAAGACCUUGGCUUUCACCAAGGGAUUAUUUCAAUAUAUUCCUUGCAUUCUCCCCAGCUGAGUUCAUUACCUCCACGAAACUUCAUUUUACCCAUUUGUGAGACAGCACUGCCCAUGGCAGUGGCCUCAGGUCAGUGAGGUGAUCUAGCUUAAAGUGAUGUUUCAGUCAUUCAAUUUUUAUCACAACCUCAAAAUCUGUUUGAUAGCACAAAUUGGAGACUAGCAGAUUUCAAGGGGAAAAUGGUAAAAAAAAUUAUUUUACAUGGCUUCAAGGGACUCAGAGAAACCUAUGGCAUCCACAUAGAUAGAAGCAUUGAAUUGUUUUGGUUGGAAAACACCUUUAAGAUCAUCAGGUCCAACCAUUAACCUAACACUGUCAAGUCCACCUCUAAUCCAUGCUCCUAAGAACCUCAUCUAUGCAUCUCUUAAACACCUCCAGGGAUGGUGACUCCACCACUUCCCUGGGUUGCCUGUUACAAUGCCUGACAACCUUUUCUGUGAAGAAAUUUUUCCUAAUAUUCAAACUAAACCUCCCCUGGCGCAAUUUGAGGCCAUUUCCUCUUGUCCUACCACUUAUUACCUUGGAAAAGAGACUGACACCCUCCUCAUGACAACCUCCUUUCAGGUAGUUUUAUAGGGUGAUAAGGUCUCCCCUUAGCUGCCUUUUUUCCAGGCUAAACAGCCCCGGUUCCCUCAGCCGCUCCUCAUCAGACCCCUCACCAGUUUCAUUACCCUUCUCUGCACUCUCUCCAGCACCUCAAUGUCUUUCUUAUAGUGAGGAGCCCAAAACUGAACACAGUAUUCAAAGUGGGGCCUCAUCAGUGCUGAGUACAGGGGGACGAUCACUUUUCUAGUCCUGCUGGCCACACUAUUCCUGAUACAAGCCAGGAUGCUGUUGGCCAUUUUGGCCACCUGGGCACACAGCUGACUCAUGUUCAGCCGGCUGUCAACCUCCACCCCCAAGUACUUUUCCACCAGCCAGCUUUUCAGCCACUCUUUCCCAAACCUGUACCGUUGCAUGGGGUUGUUGUGGCUUAAGUGCAAGACCCAGCACUUGGCCAUACUGUACCUCAUGUAGUUGGCCUCAGCCCAUUGGUCUGGCUGGUCCAGAUCCCUAUGUAGAGCCUUCCUGUCUCUGUGCAGAUCAAAACUCCCACCCAACUUGGUGUCACCUGCAAACUUACUGAGAGUACACUUGAUUCCCUUGACCAGAUCACUGAUAAAGAUAUUAAACAGAACUGGCCCCAAUAGUGAGUUCUGGGGAACACAACUUGUGACCAGCUGGAUUUGACUCUGCCCACCACAACUCCUUGGGUCUGGCCAUCCAGCAAGUUAUUUACCAAUGAAGAGCACACCAGUCCAAGCCAUGACCAGACAUGUUCUCCAGGAGAAUGCUGUGGGAAACAGUGUUCAAGGCUUUACUAAUGUCCAGGUAGACAACAUCCACAGCCUUUCCCUCAUCCACUAAACACAUCACCUCUUCACAGAAGGAGAUCAUGUUAGUCAAGCAGGACCUGCUUUUCAUAAUUUUUCAUGGUUACUGGGACUGAUUGCACGGUUGUCCUGUGCAUGCCAUAUGAUGGCACUCAAGAAGAUUUGCUCCAUAACCUUCCCCAGCACUGAGGUCAUGCUGACAGGCCUGUAUUUCCCUGGAUCCUUCUGGCUGUUCUUGUAGAUUGGCAUCACAUUUGCUAACCUCUAGUCAACUGGGACCUCCCUGGUUAGCCUGGACGGCUGAUAAAUGAUGGAAAGUGGCUUGGUGAGCAGCUGUGCCAGCUCCCUCGGUACCUUUGGGUGGAUCCCAUCUGGCCCCAUAGACUUGUGCAUGUCUAAGUGAUGUAGCAGGUCAUUAAACAUUUCCCCUUGGAUUAUUUGGGCCUCAUUCUGCCCCCUGUCUUCCAGCUCAGGGGGCUGGGUAGCUGGAUCACAACUGGUCUUACUAUUAAAAACUGAGGUAAGAAGGCAUUAAGUACCUCAGCCUUUUCCUCAUCAUGAUAACUUCCUUGUCAUUCUAACUCCUAAAUGAAUGUAGCCUCUUACAUAUCUUACAAAAGUUUCCUUCAAUUCCAGGCUGGAUUUGCCCAAAGACUAAUGGGUGUUGGGUGGAAAGGAGGAAGGAGUUUUCAAAUUAUAGGAUAUUUCCUGAAGAGCUGAAAGAGGUGUAAGAAGAACAAAUGAUACUUCCACAAUACUUACAGCUGUAAGAACAUGAGGGAUAUAGAUUAUUUUUCUGAUGCUUUGGUCCAGGAUUUGCUGUUCAAGUGAACAAGCAUGAAUAUGCUUUACCUUAAAGUUAAGAAAGAAACAAAAAAUGGAAUUCCAGCUGCUGCCAGUUCUUCUGCUUUCUUCAGUGAUGUGUCAGAGACAGCUAGGAAUCAUUGAGAAAUCAAGCCUCAUACGAACCCAAUUCAUUUGAGUGUGUUAUUCCAAUUCAGCCAAUAUAGGACCAGCUUCAAACUAUUUCUAACUACUGUAAUUAGAAGUGAGAGUGAAAAAUGAAGUGUUUUCGUUUAAAUGUUGUUUGCCUAUCUUUCCCACUGCAGUCUAUAUGAGGGGAAGCCCCUCAUUGCCAUAACCAAAUCAUUCUUGGAUAAGCAGCAAUUAGGUGAUCCUUGAGGAAGCAAAACACAGUCUGGUUCAGUUACCAACUAAACUCACAUGGGAUUCACCACUGUCCUCCACAGACAUUAUUGUAAAACUGAUGUUAGUCAAAAACCCCUGCAAGGUCUGGGGUUGGUGCCUGAGAAUCCAUGUGUGUGGUGGUCUCCUCAAAUGUCAGUCACUGCAGAGCAAGGUGUGUACAAUACUGUCCAGGAGGGGAACAGUUUCUUUCAAAAUUUCUGAUUGCUUCCCCAGAUUUUUCUUUGGGCUUUAGUUGUCCCUCUCUCUUCCACUUUUCUCUCUUGCGUCCACUCCAACUGCCAUGCUACAGAGUAAAAGGAAGCAUGAAUAGCUUGUCCUGUAGUUCUACUGUCUAUGUAGUACCUUUGACUUAAAAUAAAAGGAGAAUGUGGCCAGCUUUUCUUUGGCUGUGUGUGUUUCUAAAGGACAAGCAGGAAGACAUGAGAAAUCCAGUGAUCACAGUCCCAUAACAACAAAUUAAUCCUCAUGCUUUUAGGGUAAGAGAAACUGAACUAAUGGGGAAAUAACAAUGUUUAAUCCAUAAGAAGUUAAAUAUUUAAUGUUUAAUCUUUAAUGUUAAUCAUUAAUCUUUGAAAGAAAAGAAGCACAUUUGUAUUGGUAAAGACCUCACCAGACUGGUAAUACUGGCAAACCUUGAACUUUUUCCUAAUUAGAGAUAGGACUGAGCUGUAAAGUGAACUGUUAAAGACGAGAAAGCCACCUCUUCAUAAAAUCAGAUACAUUCAGAUAAUCUGAAGACUGAUCAUGUACAUGUAUAUUUUCCCUUUUAUAUAUUUCCCCAGGACUUUUCACAUCUUGUGGCUUGGAACUGAUGGAACUGGCCCCUGCCAUUUUUCACCUGCAAGACAAACCAGCACAAAAGAUAAAUUUUAAUAUGUAGAAGUGAUUUGCCAGUCACAUUUCUGCAGUACAAUGACUGGUCCUACUCCUCUUUCGAAGGGUAAAUACUGAUGAUGGAAUACAGAUUUUUAUCUUGUUUGGCCAGCUCCAAAAAUCCUUCACUGUCUAGUCACAACUGAAGCUGCACAGAAGAAUUACUUUCCUCGUCACAGAUAAGAGAUUCUACAGGUCUGUGGCACCCCACAUGAGGGUGAAGCCAAUAUUUUUUAGGACUCCUUUUUUGAAGGGCUGGGGCUAAGGAAAAGAAAAAGGGUGGAAGGCUGGGGAGUCAGAGAAACAAAAAUAAAAUCUGUUCCAGUUCUUGGACUAGAAACCAGACCACAACAUUCCAAUCAGCGUUAGUGACUAUCAUAGUGCGUGUUGUGAAGUGAAUCUUCCUCAUUCUCAUUUUCAUCAAGAAUAUUUUUUUUUUAAUCAGAAACCCAUCAGAAAAGAAUAUAAGCCUCCAAAAAUUCCCUUAUUUUUAGGCCUAUGACUAAUUUUAAUUUACAUUAAUUAAGAUUUUCUGCUGAAGUUUUUCAACAAAUGCAUCAGAGCUAAUUAUGUGCAUAACUCUUUAUUGUGAUGGCUCUCCUGCCAAAUCUUGAGAUCAAUAAUCAAAAUGCCCUCUGACUCACUUAAAAGCAGCUGACUAAGUUUUAUUAGUUAUCACAACCUAUUCAAAUUAUCUUUAAGAGUUCAUAUUUUAUUAACAGCAAAAUGAAAAGAAGUAUGGCCAAUAUAUGAAUUUCUGUUAAAAAGUCGUGUAUUUGCAUAAUUAUAAGUUAUGGAUUUGGGAGCUGUGCUAAUGUGCUUUUUAUUAAGAAGGAACAGAUAUUAAAUGAAAAAAAAAAAAAAAAGUAUCAGCCAUAGUCUUAAUCUUAGCCAAGAUCUAAUGCCCAGUACCAAAAGGUUAAACACGAACAUACUGAAAACUAAAAGAGUGUCAAUAGUAACUUCAGAAUGGCAUGUGUCACACAAAGCCUUGAAACCAAGAGAGAAUGGAGAACUCAAGUUACUUCUUGUUUUGAAAAGGACUACAUCUUUGGUCACUCUGACUCUACUGAGAUACACUCCAGUCAGCAGUUUCAUCCCAUGAGAAGUAUACCCAACAUUCUUUAAUAUUUGAAAGACACAAAGAGUGUUUUAUUUAGCUGUAUUACAUAUUUCAAUAAAAGAGGGUGAAAGCAUGAAAUCCAAAGUGAUGUUAUUAAAUAUACUCACCUAUAAUGCUGCCUAGCAGCUCUAAACGAUCGGAGCCAAAAAAGAGAUGAGGUUCCCCAUUAAAAUGUGCCACAACAGUAGGCAUCCCAAAUGCCUAUUGACAUCAUGGAGAUGAAACAGAGAAUUUUAUAAUGAGAGAAAUUUUUGCAGAGACAUGAUCAAUCUUCAGGAAUAAAAAGUAAAAACUUUUGACUUUUUUCCCUUCCCUUCUUUUCACCUCUUUCAUUCUUAAAGAUGAAUCUAAUGGAGCUAUAAAAAAAGUAAAGGACUCUCCAGAGCCUGUGUGCCCUUUUGAAGGAACAAAAAAGCAGCCUGAUAAAUCCACAGCUUUAUGUCAAGUAGUGAUAAAUGGUAUCUCUUAUUACUGGCCUUGGAGCUCCCUAUCCUUGUCGUCUGACUGGAAUGAGCUGAAUGGGUCAACCUUGGUUUCCUAGAUGAAAAUGCAAUAAAUUACCAAUAGCAGUUAGUUAGCUUUUGCAUGUUCAAAAAGCAAAGACCACCUUAGAGAGAUGGUCUAUAUAGUCCUGUUGCAGUUUAGCCACAUCCUCAGCUAGCAACUAAAUUCAUGUGCUGCUUGCUUAUCCCUCCCCUGCCCCUGGUUGGGAUGGGAGGAGAAUCAGGAAACAAAAGGCAAAACUCGUGGGUUGGGAUAAGAACAGUUUAACAGAACAGUGGAAAAGAAAGAAAAAAACCCCACAACAACAACAACAAUAAUAAUAAUGAAAGAAUAUACAAAGUGAGGGAUACACAGCACAAUCUCUCACCACAUGGUAAUCCCUGUAUGCCAUCCACCUUUUCUGGGCAAACUAUUCCUGUGAAGCAGCAAUCAUGGAUUCCCAACCACAGCCUAUAUUGAAACCUCCCUGCCUCUACCCUGGGUCCCAGACAGCAGCUUGUGCUCAAAACACAACAGCACCAAACCACGCAGUCCAGAGAGUACCCUCGACUGCCCCGCUCCCCAACAGUGACAGAGAGACUACCCCCUGGCCAGCCCCCAUUUUAUAACUGAUCAUGACCUUAUUGGGAUCGAAUAUCCCUUUGUCUAGUUUUGGGUCAGCUGUCCCGGCUGUGUGUCCCCAAAGCUACCUGUGGAAAUUCACCCUACCUUGGCCAACCUAGCACAAGUGCUUUCUAAUCAUCACCUUCAUUGUUCUUUGCUUGCCAGUAUUGUUAAUAAGGAAGGAGUGCACAGCAGUGAUGACAAAUGGGAUUGGAAGCAUCUUACCCCGUAUUUUAUUGCUUCCUCUGUUGUCUCUUUCAGUCGGUUCUUCACUGCAGAGGAUGAAAUCAUUUCAAGUUGUUUCUGGGCAACCUCUGAUGACAGCCCAGCCUGUCCUGCAACCUGAGAAGACAUGAUAUAAUUAAGAGUACUCUAACACUAAAUAUUCUAUUUCCUACUAUGGUCUAAUUAAUUUAAUCUUCAGUGUUAUCACCCAAGGUUUAUUACAAAAAAAAGUACAAAAUACCCUUGAGGCACUUUUUGCACAAUUGUCUUACUGUAUUCCCAACCCAUUCAUAGUUUUUCAACUCUCAGAUAAAACGCAGAAGGGAUAUUUUAAACUUCCAAGCCCUACGUCUGAACUUUUUUUCUUUUCAGGAGUUCCUAAACAGAGAUAAAGAGAGAGAGAGAAAGAGAGAGAGAAGGGGUUUAACCUCUGAUCCAAUGACUUAUCAGAUAACUUACCAAAAAAAGCACGCGUUCUGAAAAAAGAAAAUCUUACUGUACAAGUCUGACAAAACAGUUUGUGUGACAAAUGUAGCCACACAGGAACUAUAAGUGAUACUGCAUGAAAGAGACUGCAGCUCACAGAGGUCAAAGAGUUGCGUUAUUAAUGUAUCUUUUUAGCCUCCUCUGUAUCUCUGCCACACAGGACAUAAAGUGGCCCAGGGUAAAGAUCAGAUGUUUGUCGGGUAACAUCAAAGUUACAAGUACCUGUUUUAAUAAAGUAUUUCACAAACAAUGUUAACUUCCAUGCCAUCUACCUGAUGACAUAUCUUUUUUUCUUAAAAAACAAUCAAAAAACCAACAACAAAACCAAACCAAAAACCAAACCAAAAAACUUAAAGUAUUGCACACAGACCAGUAAUCCUCUGCACGCAGGUGUUAAUGAUUCUUUCUGUUUUCUUUUUUUUUUUUUUUUUCUCCCAAUCACUUUUCAUUUAGCAUCCACGUUUUCUUAUACCUUCUACUUCCACAUCAGGGAGAUUAUGAGCUCUUUCUGACACUGCUUGAAUAUGAGAUAAAAAGGUAUAGCACUAGAGUAGAACAAAAUGCUUUGUAUGCUUGGUAGCCAUGGUGCUUAGACUGCAAUAUUUAUGGAGAAAUGUAGUAUCUGGCUCUCACCAUUUAGGGCAGAAGGGGUAUUUAACCGGACCAGGGCAGGAUUCAAAGACUACACAUGUCUUCUACAGUAAUUUAUGUGAAGUUAUUGCUGACUAAAAAAAAAAGAAGUGAAAAAAAAAUACAAAGGAACUGUAUCAAAUAAACAACAUUCAACUUUUUGUAAUUGUUCAUAAAAUAAAUUCACCUAUAAAGACUCAGAUUAAAUGGCUGGCACCCUUCAUCCAGCUUUGGAUGGUGUAUUUCCACAAGACAGGAAUGUUUAGUACUUGCUGCAGGGGUGAAUUAAAACAGACACAAGCAAACAAGGAGAUGUCUACCUUUCUGCCUUGCUGAGCACAGGUGAAUACUCAAAAACCACCAAACAGUGACUAAAAUACAUAAAGAUCUUUCUGAAUAUAGAAUUUUUUUCUCUGAAGUUCUGCAAAUCCUUGCUUUAUCUUUAUUUAAAUGAUGAUGCAAGGAUGUUCUGUAUAUAUUUAUGUACUGGGUCUGGCUGGGAUGGAGUUAAUUUUCUUCAUAGCUCAUAGGGUUCUGUGGUUUAUAUUUGUGAUCAAACCCAUGCUGAUAACACCCUAAUGUUUUAGCUGUUUUUGAACAAUGUUUGUGGAAUGUUAAGGCCUUCUCUGUUCCUCACUCUCCCUCCCACACCCCCAGUGAACAGCUUGGGGGUGCACAAGAGGUUGGGGAGGACACAGCAAAGCAGAUCACCCAAACUAAACAAAGAGAUGUUCCAUGCCCUGUAACAUCAUACUCAGCAAUCAAAAGUGGGGAGGGGGGUUUAGAGAGGUUGGUCACCUUUUGCUUGGGCACUGGCUGGGCACUGGUCUGCCCACAGGAGGUGAUAAGUGAUUGCCUCUGCAUCAUGUUUUGUUUUCUUUCUGUCUUCUUCCACUUCUCCUUUGCUUAUUAAGCAAUUUUAUGUCUACCCACAAGUUUUCUUCCUUUUAUUGUUCCUUUCUUCUUCCCCAUUCCACUGGGCAGCAGGUAGAAACGAGCAAGUAUCUGUGUAGUGCUUAGCUGCCUGCCAGGGUUAACACACCACAGUAAAUUAUAUCCUUCAAAUCUUGCCUCUUGAAAAGGUGAAGUGCAAACAUUUGCUGAAAUUCUGGUAAAAGGGUACACUAAGAUGAAAUGCAAGGACUAGCCUCUGGGGAAAUGGCAAGACUGCAAGUUUCAGGUUUCAAAUAGGGAAGCUGGAUACGAGAGACUAGCCAUGGAAAAUUCCUCUCUUUUCUUCAUAGUCCAAGAACUUGAAAAAUAAAAUAAGGUAGAAAUGGAGCCCUUAAAGAGGAUCUCAUGGUAAACUAACUUACAUGCCAUUACAGUUUUAACUGUAAUAGAACCUAAACAGUAAAAGAAAAUUAAUCUAAUGAGUACAAUUUCUAAGCAUGUAAUAGGGCAAUAAAGCACUGAACUUAACAGUAAAGCCUGGCUCCAUCACACCAAAGAAAGUCACUUCCAUGACAUGUUGAAUUUACCUGAUGAUUUCAUAAAGCAGCAAAACCUCAGUGCUUUCUGGAGACACUGUUCAUACUUUCACACUUUCACGUAAUAAAACAGCAUUAACAGAUAAUUCGUUGUCCAUCCUGGGUAUCUUGCCACAUGAAUUAACAAAAAAGGAGAUUCUGGUUCCAAGUGUCAUUCAAAGCACGACCAAAAAAACCCAUUCCAAACAUAGCUGCUAAGGAAAUUAAAUCCACUUUUUUCUAGAACUCCAAGUGAUCAUUUGACUAAGCUGUCUUCAUGUGUAUUCUGAUCCAAGCUAUCAAUAAGAAUCUGCAUCAGAAAUGCAGAAGCACCAACAAAAAGGAGACACUUACAGCCAAUAUAUUCUCCGGCUGACUGAUAUCUUCAUGCUGGUAAGAGAAUGAAAUAAGUAAUUCAGUACUUAAGAACAAAAGCUUAGCUCUAGACUUGAAAGCAAGUUUUCUACGAAAAUAGAAAUAAAAACAAUACUAGUUGCUGGAAAAAUUUCCUCAGAAAAAGUUUUAAUUCACCUAAUCUAGGAAUGUAUUAAGUACUUUCUGAUAUGAACUACUGAUCCACUGAGCCCAUAGGAGUCACCGUACAUACCUAAAAAAAGGCAAAUUAAGCUGACUAUAAACUAGUUCUUCUCUUGUAAUGGCUUCUGAACCACUAUGACCCUAAGUUUCCUGCUAUGACUUUUCAUUAAAAGACACUCCCCUUUCUCUUGCUCAAAUUGUACAUUUGAAUGAAGUGGGACACAACAGCAGAGAAAGGAUCAAGUUGACUUCAUAAAAUACUGACCUGUGACCAAAAACGUAUCCAGAACUCCCUAGAUAAGGGUUCUAAGUAUCGUGGUUGUGUCAUGUCAAUGGCUGUGAUAAAGCGCAUGGCCCCAAGAGUGCCUGUGAUUAGGAGGGAGACAGAGAAACAUACUGAAACUAGGCACAGGAUGAGGCACAGAUAUCGUCAGCACAAGUGCUAAUCAUACCUAAGAACAGUAUGAUCUUCUCUGUAACAGUCCUCAAACAGUAAAGCUUAUGUUGAUUUAAAGUAUCUUCCAUGCUAUUAUAAUUCAUCAGCAUAUUUCUCCACAAGUUCCUUUUAUGGUUAAAAGUGUAAAGACUUCAUCUGGCUGUGGCCAGAGAAUUCAUCUUCACCUUUACUGGAAGGGAGAAUUUGAACCCGCAGUGCUGGAGUUGAAAGAUACCAGAUAAGCUGUUUCUUACUUACUUUUACCAAGAAUACGUUGGAAGUCAUCUCCUGAAAUUUGUACAGGCACUUGGUAGUAUUCUGCCAUCCUUUUUAUAUCCUUCAGCAGGUAUUCUGCACGCUUUGGCAACAUUGCUGGGGGCUUGUUACCUUCCAGAAAAAAACUUCUGUUGAGAUUUUCAACUGUACUAUAAUGACCGUGUACAAAACAAAACUGGACAAAUUAGACUUCAUCCAUACAUGUGCCUAAAGAAGAGUAUAAUUUCAUAUUGGCUUACUGAAACAUAUGCAGCAUUUUCAAAGAUAAUGCUUAAACAUGAUUUAUUUUGAUUUUGCACAGAUCAACCCUUUAAGUUAGCAGAACCAGCUUUAAACCAAAGUAUAAAUGUCCUAGCAGGGAUUUAUACUGAUUCAGACAAAUGACUUUUAAGGUAAACAACUAUUAAUGUGUGGAUAAACAAAUGUAGAGACUUGUUAGUUUCAUGAUUUAUGAAUUAUAAGUCUCAGUGAUUAAUUUGUUCCAGUAAGGUCACAAGUACCAUUUUAUGGCAUACGAUCCUUCAAGCAUAUUACAAAGUGCAAGAGUUCCACAAAUAAAUUCAGGUUUGAAUGCAAGGCAAAACUUUAAAAAAACAUUCCAUAUCAAAUUAUUAUCCUGGUUUAGAGCUGGUAAGAUUUGGCAUAGACCAUAUAACCCACCAACAAUCAGAGGUUGUGUAGCUGCAACAGUAUGAAGUCAUUUGUGCCUUAUUUCUCAGUCACUACUGAGCUCCACAAUCCUAUAAUUAGUUUAAUUAGUUCAUUAUCAGUGCCAAAACUUAAUUUAAAGCUAGGACUCUGCAGUCACUAAGAGCUUGCCCACUAGUCAUCUCCUAGUGAAGGUGUUUUGUUUUUUUUUUCCUACAGGGUUAAUUGCCCUAUAUUGCCUACCAGUUGCUUGCAUUAUGCCACCAAGGAAAGCUGGACGAAAGCGCAGAUCAAUAUUCCAGAUGUGCUGGUACCUGCAGAGUACCUGCAACAUAAAAAAAGCAGUGCCAGAUUAUCACUCAGGGGAUGUGUCUGUAGAACUGCAUGCAGCUAGGAAAUAAGCUAAAGCAUGAAAUAAACACGGCAGAUGAAUCUUCUUCUAUUAUAUUAGUGAUAGUCCUCAAAUCCUUUUCUGGAUGCUGCCAGUGAACUCUGAUCUCAGAAAAAUGGAAAGAAUCGCAAGGGUAAAUAAGGAAAAGAUCAAGAUUGUGAGCAGACAAAUGGCACUUGCUAAGCAUCAAAACUAUCCCUAAAGCAAAAUGUUCCCAAGAACUCCCAUAGCACAGGCUAUGCUACCAUUUGGCUGAGACAUGCUUCCUUAGGGUUCCUGAUUACGUGAGGAAGAAACAGAAAUACCCUUUACAAGCGAGAUAAAAAUAAACCCGAAACAUAGGUGGGGAGGGCGCUGACUGCAGCAGGGUGAGAAGGCACCGCGAGUCGGCCGGACAAGCUGCCCUUCGACCGCCUCCUCAAUGGGAGGCUGCGGCUGGAGUGGCUGCCCGAGCCCGUCCGUCCCGGCGCUCAAGCAGCCGCAGCGGGCCGCGGCAGAGGCUCGGGCCCCGGGAGAAGGGCGGGGCGCAUCCAGAACGGGUACCCUCCAUCUCACCUCAAACCCCAACCAGGAGUAAGGGGAUACCACAUCGUAGAAGAGCUCCACGAGCGUCCGCCCCAUCCUGAACAGCGUCCCGUCCCCUCCCCUGCCUUCCAGCGGCCACUACCCAGCGCUCCCCAGCACCUCCCCCGGGGCAGGAGAGGGGCGGUGGCGGAGGCGGAGUGUCCUUCCGCUCCGUAGGCCGCAGCCGCGCUUCGACCUUCUUGGGUCGUUCCCUCCGUCUUUGCCUGUGCCGCUGCCACGGCGUGCCUGAGGCUGAGUCCCAGCUGUGAAGUGCCCUUUGCUGUCUCUCCUUUUAAGUCCGGCUUGAGAGGAAGAGGAGUGAUGGAAGCGGGAGCGAGCCUGUGCCCUUCUCCAUGGCGAGGCAGGAGGAGAGGAGGCUCCAGAGAAGUGAAGCCGGGAGCUGACUCAGCGGGGCAGUCCAGAAUGUUAGCUAGAAAAUUAGUAGUUAUGAACCAUUCUUUCUAUGUUCACUUACAUUUUGUAAAGAUUUUUCUUAUGCUACAAUCUAAAGCACAGAAAUAAUUACUAUUUUUCCUUUUUUGUAUUAUCCUUUAUUAUUAUGUUAUAUAGACCAGUCAAGUAAUCUGGAAGUCUCUUUCUGCCUCUUCAUGAUAUUUAAAAAUCUUGUCAAGUAUAUUCCAAUAUCUCAUUGAAAACAGUACAUAGUAUGUAGUGGCAAAAUAUUAUCUUGCUACUUCCCAUCUCCUUUUUGAGAGUACAUUCAUUUUAGUAUUUUAGUAUUUAUUAUUUUAAGAAGUAAAUGACUCUUGCCUGGAGCUACAUGUCGAGGUGAUUACUCUCCCUUAGGAUCACUUUUAACAAAGUGACUUGCCUUUGGCAGACUUGUCUUCCCUUUUGAAUUUCUUCUUCACUACUUUCAGUCCAGGUCAGAAUGGAUAAAGUUGCACAAACAUCCUAUGCAUCACAGAAUCAUAACAGUACAGAGUACUUGUAUGCUCCCACAAUAUUCCACAGGAAGCUCCAUUCAGUGCUGAGAGGGAGACAUCCAUGGAAAUGUAGAUUUGACAGGAUACUCAAUACGAAGAAGUAUUCACUUAAUCCCAGUGCAAUUUCUUCUGCCUCAGCCCUUGGCACAGGGUUGUAUGGUGUCCUGAGGCUCGAGUAAUGAGAUUAAUUAAAUUCUUUGGGAAAGAGUUUGCUUUUCUGUGUGUCUUCUCAGCUGUUUGGGACAAACUUUAUGUAUCAUGAUGGAGAGAAUAACUGUUGUUUUUAUGUACAAAUAUCUUUCCUGUACUGAGGGCUCCCGGGCUGGAUGCAGUAUUCUAGGUGGGGUCUCGCUACAGUGGAGUAGAGGAGCAGAAUCGCCUCACUUGACCCACUGGCCACACUCCUUUUGAUGCAGCCCAGGAUAUGAUUGGCUUUCUGGGCUGCAGGUGCACAUUGUCAGCUCAUGUCCAGUUUGUCACCCACCAGUACCCCCAAGUCUUUCUCUGCAGGGCUGCUCUCAAUCCAUUCAUCCCCCAGCCUGUACUGAUCCUGGGGAUUGCCUCGACCCAGGUUCAGGGCCUUGUACUUGGCCUUGUUUAACUUCAUGAGGUGAGGUUCUUAUUUUCUCAUUUCUCAAACCUCUCAGUGUAUCUUUGGUUGGCACCCCUUCCCUCAAACUGCACUACGCAGCUUGGUGUCAUCCACAAACUUGCUGAGAGUGCACUCAAUCCCACUACUUAUGCCAUUAAUAAGUAUAUGGAACAUUAAUGGUUCCAAUAGGGACCCACGAGGGACACCACUUGCUACUAAUUUCCAUUUGGACUGCAACUCUUUGGAUGUGGCCAUACAGCCGAUUCCUUAUCCACCAAACUCAAUUCUGUGAGUAGCCAGCUCUCUGAUUCCUCAGGGGCAGCUAGUCCUGUGGUCUGUAUUUAAGUGAAAGACAUCCCUCAGUUCCCUCAGUUUUCACUGUUUUCUAAUGUUAUAUACACACAAAGACAUACAAAUAAUACCUAUAUAAAAUUAUGAGUCAGUUAAAGCACUAUUUCACUUUUUACAUAGUACUCAAUGUUCAAUAUGAAUAAGAAAAAUAGAUCUUAUUUGAAUUAAUUGUCUUCUUGAUAAGCAUUUCAAAGCACGUAAGGAAAAGAAUAGGUUUUAGUUUAAUUUUAGAUAAUAAAAUAGCCUUAAUACAAGAAAAACUAUAGAAAACAAAAUUAAAGACAUAGCACAACAGAGAGUCAGGGAGAUGGGCAGCUGAGAUCCAAAACUGCUUGUGCAUUUGACAGUUAAACUCUCUGAGGCCGGGCAAUAGCUAGGAUCAGAUCUAGAAAAACACAAUCUCCUGACACUUGCUCUCCCUCAGGUUUUGUGACUAAAGAAAAAACAAAUGAAUAGACAAACAAACAAAAAAAAAACCCAAAGCAAUCCCCCAAAAACCAAACUGGCAAACUGCAUGUUUUUCAUAUCACUGAGAUUAAAAUUCCCUAAUCAACUGCAUAUCAGUGUUCUUAUUUGGCACAUGUCUUUCCUCUGUUUUAAUUCUCCUCAUUUACCUGCAAGAUGGAACAACAGUUUACAAGCUGUUGGAGUUGCAAUUUCUGGGAAAAGCACUUGUCAAAUUGUUGGAUUCGUGUGACUGGAUCCUGUAAAGAGUGCAAUACUACCAGCAAACAUUUAGUUUCAACUUCUUAUACAGAAGACUAGCAGUUGUAUACAAGAUUGUAUGAUUCUUCCACCACAAGAGUUAAACUAAAAUUUUUGGUUCACAUCAAAACAUCCCUAGUGGACAUGAGGUGCAGCAAGAAAAAAGCUUUAAUCACCAAAAGUGCUUUGGAAAUUAAAAGCUACCCUGAUUUUCAGUCUCUUUCUUUGUAGGAUUCCCAUCUUCCAUUUCCUUGAGUUGCUCCAGGACUAUUUUCUUCAUCACUGUCCCCAUUAUAAAACGGUACCGUUGUUUUUGAACUCUCUGAAACGUGAUCUAGGCAAAUGAGAAAGUGUGUGAUACCAGAUUAAACUCUCCUUGGUUGCUAAGACUAUAUUAUGAGGAAAAGAGUAAGCUGCAGUAAUACCACCCAAGUCGAGGAGAUUCUUGGGCAGUAUUACUCCUGCAAGGUAAAGAGCUUACAGUGGAAUAGCUAAGAAAUCCCUCAGGGGCUCCAUAACACCUCUCAUGGCUCACAGGGGAGGCGAGCCAUAAAGGGAGGAAAGCAGUCAACAGGAAGAAGCCUAUAGAUACACAUAGCUGCUGGGAGAUAUAAAUUAUUUCUUCAUUUGUUCCUGCUUUAAAUAAUUGCAGCAAAGGCCUUUUGUCUGUAGUUUGUUUGGGUUUGUUUGUUUGACUUAAACUGAUCUAUGUUCUGUGGCACAAAUGAAUUGUCCCUGUGAGAGGAAUUGGCAGAGUUCAGUGGUCAGGAAACCCCCCUUCUCAAAUCUAGGAAUUUUCUGUUUUGUAGUAGAUUUGGGAGCUGCAAAGUAUCGGAUUGGGCCACAAGGAAAUACUAGCCUCAGUUGUUUUCCCUUUACAAAAGCAAGACACACAGACCUGGGAGGCCAGUCAUGCCCUGCUUUUCCAUCAUCAGGUUAGAGUUGAUCUCUUCAUAGACAGCCUCAGAGAAUGGGUCAUAGGAUACUCUGGAGCCUGAAAGUAAAAGGCAAUAAUCACUCACACAGUCUUUGUUCAUACUCAGGAUGGGGUAACAAAAAAUAGAAGUGACCUAAAGGUGUCUAUAUAGCCUGGCUGGUACCCAGAAAUUCACCAAAAGGUGCUGACUAAUAAGCAUUGCCGAACUCUUUCACUACCAGAUUGUAAGUGGAAAUCUCAGUGUGGCAGUAGAUGCCAUUCAUCUUAGUCAACUAUCCCCCAGGCUACCCAGCCAACUAAACACUUGCCAGCCAUGUCAAGGACGCAUUUCACGUCAGUCCUGAGAGACCUACCUCUCUGCUGUACCCUGGCACUUUGGAUCUGUCCAGCAAGAAUGGCAAGGACCAAGCAGAGAAGGGCCCCCAGAAAAAUGCAGAUGAUGACAGGUGUUGAAAUUCUUGUCCUCUCUGUUGCAGGGUGGUGUGGAGGAUCUGAAUGGAAAUGGAGAGUCAACAGGUAGAGAAUCAGGUGACCCAAAGCACUGCUUCUCUGUAGCCUCCUGCUGUGCCCAUUCUAGCAGAAGGAGGCUGGUCACCUGCUACCCAGUUGUGGGUCUUGCUCAAGCACCUAGAAUUCAGCAACUGGGCAUAGUGCUACUUGGCUCUCCUUUACAAAAGGCUAUGGAAGAUGCUUUCUGAUGAGCUAGAAUAUACUGCUGAUUUACCUGCUGUGCAAGUAUCAUGGACAUUAAAUGCUCAUUUGACAGGAGAAUGAAAGAGGGAAGAAGGAGUGUUUUACCUGCUCUAGUGGAUGAUGCUGUCAUUUCUGUCAUACCUGCAAAAGGAAGAUCUGUUUAAUGAAUCAAAGGACCAGUCACUAACCAGAGCAAUCCACGGCAGCAUCUUCCUUAUGAUCACAGUUUUUGCUGAACAAGGGCUUGGCAGGACAGUCCCAAAGAGAUAGCUCUGUUCCUUUACAGUGCACCUUUUCCAACCAGAUAGGACCACUCCCUUCCCCAAAUGCCGCUUCGCUCAGAGCAGACACAGCAGAUCCACAACCCAGCUGUCUGCAUACAACAUUAGCGUCUGCCAUGUCCCAAGAAUCAUCACAGACUGUUCCCCAAGAGCCGUGGUGCCAAAUCUCCACUCUGCCUGAACAUCCAUCCUGUCUUCCUAUGACUCGUAACUUCUUGUCUGCAAAACACAGAAACCUUCUCUACUGCUGAAAAAACAGGAAGGUCUGUAGGGACCAAUAAGGAGAAACAAAGACAUAGAGGUAUCUGAACAACUUGUAGAUUUUGGACACUCAGAAAAUGUGGCUGGAGACUUUGCCUCUUUUCUUCCUGCAGAAUUUAAAUACUGAAGUAAAUAAUUUGAUUAUUCUCUGAAAAGACUGAGGGAGUAUAAAAUGCCAGAAAAUUAAUCACCAAGUUAUUUUUUGCUGUUACAUUUAUACUGCCUAUUUAUUUCUUGGGGAUCACUGUUUGGCUAUUGUUGUGAAUAAAAUAAUCUUCCUGAUGA
Molecule: messenger RNA, 20266 nt
Organism: Columba livia (rock pigeon)
Lineage: Eukaryota; Metazoa; Chordata; Aves; Columbiformes; Columbidae
Product: rap1 GTPase-activating protein 1
Exons: 24
Coding region: 30-2315 (761 amino acids)
Biological process (GO): activation of GTPase activity; regulation of small GTPase mediated signal transduction
Cellular component (GO): cytoplasm
Molecular function (GO): GTPase activator activity
Source: RefSeq, a predicted model, not a curated record